This is a messenger RNA of Cladophialophora immunda, 1649 nucleotides long. RefSeq lists its product as uncharacterized. Lineage: Eukaryota; Fungi; Ascomycota; Eurotiomycetes; Chaetothyriales; Herpotrichiellaceae. The transcript has a single exon. The record is from RefSeq and is a predicted model, not a curated record. Bases 455 to 1069 code for a protein of 204 amino acids.
CCUGAGCCUCUCCCCCGCAGACGACCCCACGAAACCGCCGAGGCAUCGAGUCAAUCCCCCUUGCCUAUCGAGAGAACUGGUCCAUUUUUGGAAGAGGAGGAUUAGGACCCAGACAAGCCAGAUGGUGGAGACAGAUUCCACUAUUCGAUCGAGUGGAAGGUGAGACUGAACGGCAAGGCCGAUGCUAACCAGUCCGAACCCAACAUAGUCGUUUUUUUCGACCGCUAUUGGAGGUUAGCUUCGCAAGACCGGCUUGAGGAAGUCGUGCGUAGGAGGUUUCCGAAGAAUCGACGAAUACAGCACGAGCACACCGCGGUGGUGGUCUCAGUCACGGAGCGUUCACAGCGAGACCUCUCCAAAGAAUAUGAGAGAACCGAGAUCGAUUGGGCCGUGGCGAAUAGGCAACUGACAAGACACUCCGGGCCAGACCUCUCCUUCAAUUUUGUGGAACAGAAUGCGCAGUCGGCAAGCCGGUCUGCCAGAAGAGGCGAGAGGAGAGGACGGACGUCAGCCAGCAGUGGCAUGCUGGCGCAGCGGGACUGAGAGAUGGCGGCAGAGGAAGAAGAAACAGGAGAGCCGCCCAUCUGGCCCGACGUGUAUGCAUUCAUGCACUAUCCGACGUUCUGUGAUUCGUGCCCCCACUGUUGGAUUGAGGACGCUGCGGGAACCUCACGAGCCUAUGCCUAGACUGUUGGACCUUGUGAACUACCUCGCUCAGCACUUCCUUCAACAGUUGGGCUCUUGUCCUGGAGAUGACUAUCCCCGUCAUGCGCGGCGAGCUCGGCUGACAUCUUCAACUCCUCCGCUGUCAGUCCGUGGCGUGUGUCCAGCUCUUCGCCUGCGUCCGAGUCCUCGUCCUCGUCCUGUGCAGCUUGCACAUCGCCGACGAUCGACAUAUUUCCAUCCCCAGUGUGUCGCCCCAGGGACUGUCGAGUCUUGUUGUGGUCCGGGGACAGGAAAAAGGAAUGGUCUUGAGCCAACUGUUUUCGGUCGCAGAUGUAACCCACGGGCGUGUGGGCGAAAUCUUGGCCUCGACCUCGGGUUCCGAGCUAGGAGUGAAGGAACGUAAGCAUCCGCAUUUCUCUCAGCUUGGCGGUGCGGACCGCCUUCGUGCACGCUGGGUCAUCUCGUUCGGUUGAAUCCAGCAUCUCCACCGUCUGAUGGUCGUGAUCUUGGCCGUCCGAACAUUCGAGCGAUGAUGCAUGCAUGGUGGUAGCUGGAUCGUCCUGAGAGGGGCUUGCAUCAUCGCUCGACAAUCCUAGAAAUGCACGGAUGGGGGCAAGUUCCUCGAAAGGAAAGUAGAGCCUGCCGGCGAAAAUACCGACCUGGAUUUUGAACCACAGGGGUGCUGCCCAGUCGGACGGCAGUGGGGGGACCGAGUAAUAGUUCAGGUCGUUGAACUGUGGCAUCUUCAGAGGGACGGGUGCCGCGUAAGUCAAAAGAUGCACCACCUGCUGAGGUGCCGCUCGGCACAACGGAAUGAGCUCUGCUGCCUCUUCAGGGCUGACCAGGACGGUAUGGUGCGUGGUCACACUCCACGGGACCCAUUGGACUGGACGCUGCCCGGAAGUUAGUAAGAAGACUUGUGUCUGAGGAGGCCACAGCACAGGACUCACCAGAAAGUCAUCAUUGAUCUUGCCGGACGGUAC